This is a messenger RNA of [Candida] anglica, 793 nucleotides long. The record is from the annotation of a GenBank genome assembly. Lineage: Eukaryota; Fungi; Ascomycota; Pichiomycetes; Serinales; Debaryomycetaceae.
UCAAGUUGAUUAACCACCAACAACACUCCCCCCUAUUUCACCUUAAAUAUGCCAGCAUACAAAUCGUCUACCUAUGUGGCAGACUCCGAUUCCGGCUCAGAUACCGAGGACAUGGCCUUCCAACCACCAAAACAUUUCCAUAAGGUGAAACCUGCGUCUUCAUUCCCCAAAGAUUUGGGCAAUAAGGAAAUUUGGAUCAUUAAAACCCCUCACAAAUUCCCCUUGAAAGAUCUCAAGACUCUCCCAAUUUCCUUCACAUCCACCUCCGUAGCCAAUGGACCUUCCAAAUUUGACAUUGAAGGUAAAACCUUCCAAAUCAAUGAAGAAAUCUUCUCCAAUGAAACUGAAAAUCGUAAAUAUUCCGUGUUCAAGAAGAAGGGAUCUUCUUCUUUUAACGUUGCCUCGGAGCCCGUGCAAAGAUUCUACAACAUUCGUGAGUCUGUAACCAUCCCCACCAUUGAUUUCGAUGCCGCCAGAGUGCCAAGAAAGGAUGUGGAAAAGAUUGAGAACUUGAGAAUGAGACAUUUCCCCACUGGUUAUGGAGCUGAAGAUUUUGAUGAAGCCAAGGCUCCUGCUGCUGGUGUUAAGAGAUCUUCUGGAGAAGACGACUUGAAGAGUUCCAAGAAGGCUAAGAAGGAAAAGAAGGAGAAGAAGGAAAAGAAGGAAAAGAAGGAGAAGAAGGAAAAGAAGGACAAGAAGGAGAAAAAGUAGAGUGACCCCCAACCCCCACCCGCUCAUACACCCACACAUACUCUCUCGCCCAUAUAAUCUGGCAACCAACCAUACGCAUAGA